Molecule: messenger RNA, 2593 nt
Organism: Pipra filicauda (Wire-tailed manakin)
Lineage: Eukaryota; Metazoa; Chordata; Aves; Passeriformes; Pipridae
Gene: TMEM128
Product: transmembrane protein 128
Exons: 5
Coding region: 376-840 (154 amino acids)
Source: RefSeq, a predicted model, not a curated record
AGCUGGAUGUGGAAGGGAGACGCGACUUACAGCCGCGGAUUGCUUGAUGCGGAUGAAGUGCUUAAAUUCUCCCGGGCCCAAGCUCUAGUAGUGUGAGGAGAAAUCUGGGAAAUGAAAAAUAAAACCGCCCGUGAGCUCCAGCGGAGCUGUCGGAGCGCUCGGCUGUGGAGGAGCUGGAAUACAUGACACUGCUGGAGGCACCAGGCUACUCCUGGUGAUAAAGUUCAGAGUAUGAGACAUCAAAAGCACCUCUGACACCUUUUUUUGACAUUUUGUAUAAAUACUGAGUGCCUAAAUACUUGGUUACUGUCGUGCUUUAAAAAAGACUUUCUCAUCUGCUUGUUCUGUUAUCUUGCUUCUUCUAAACGUAUAGUGAUGAAAGGGAAAGGAGAAGAUACUUUUCUGCACAAUGAUAGUUCUACUUCACCUGCUGAAGAAGAGUCUACAGCUGUAGAGAAGAAGAUGAAGCCUCCUACCAGACUCAAUAUUCAUUCUGCAUUCUGGAUUUUGGCAUCAAUAGCUGUGACAUACUACUUUGAUUUUUUUAAAACUGUUAAAGAAACUAUGCAAGCAGAUAGUUGGUGGCUUGCCAGUGGCACUUGUUUGAUGGCUGUGUGUUUAUCUGUUGCCUUUUACUGCAUCCUGUAUCUUGAGUGGUACUGUGGAAUUGUGGACUAUGAUGCACAGUAUCCAGCAUUGAUACCUAUCACAACAGCUACCUUUAUAGCAGCAGCAAUUUGUUUCAAUGUUGCCUUGUGGCCUGUCUGGUCGUUUUUGACACCUUUGUUGCUCUUCAUUCAGUUUAUGGGUGUUGUGAUGCUUGUAUCACUCCUGGGAUAAGCCAUUCAGCUUCAUGUGAAGGACUCAAGUAACUGUUAUCCUGCAAAGUGGAUGUCACUUUUGUUACAUUCCAGUACUUUUAUUGUUUCUAAUACUGCCUUUUUGCUCUAACUGAUACAGUAAUUCUUAAUCUACCUGAUUUAUAAAUCAGUGGACAUAACUGUAGGAAAAAGAAACGGAAUAGUGAAUAAUUGAAAGAUAGAUAGGUUUUACAUCUCUUGGUAACAUAAAGCAUUUCAUUGCUGCUUUGUAAAGCUUCUGUUUAUGUUUUAAUAUUAAGCACAUGGGUAAUAAGUCAUGGAAACAUAGAAUAGUUGGUGUUGAAAGGGACCUUAGUUAUCUCUGGGGACCUCAGAUGUCACCUAGUCAACUUCCUGCUCAAAUCAUGUUGUUUGACUUGGAAGUAAUUGAUGUUUAAUUGAAGUGUAAUGGAGUUUUAAUACUAUAUUCUUUCCAUUUGAAUUGACAGCUAAAAUACUGUUAUCUGGAACCUGUGUUUGUACUUAUAAACUUACUUAUAGGAGGCAUUUCUUGAUCUAUUACAUUUCUAAUGUUAUAUUUGUUACCAUGUAGGAAAUAUUACAUAAUCUCUUGAAUUCAGAUCUGCUAGUGGUUUGGAAAAAAGUAUGGAUAGGGGCCUAGAAAGCUGGUUGACAUUUGGCAGGGCCAUCAAUUAAAUAAAUAAAUUCUACUUGUGCUGAUACAGUUUGUCCACAGCCAAAGGUGGAUGAUCAAGCUGUGACUAACCAGCAAUAUAAUGAACACUAUUAACAGUACACAAGAAAUUCAGAGAACAAAUUACAUUCUUUUGAUGUACGCACUAUUUUUCAGUAUUCAGGAUGUUUUUCUUUCUGUAAAUUAACUUUUGAUUCUUAGCAGUGCCUGUUAAUGAAGUUGCCAUUUUCCUUCCUCACCAACGAAGAGGCUGAUAUUAACUUAAAAGCUAUUGGUCAUACUCAGUUGGGAAAAUAAAAUAGCAUUUUAUUUUUAUUAGGUGACUGUUCGUGUUGACUGAGAUACUUGGCUGUCUGGAGACCUGGGCACCAUCCAGUUGCUAGACCACUCUUUGUAGAUCCUUGUGUUAAAUACUUUCCCACCCACAGCUUUUGGAAAAUAGGAGAAUGUAGAAGCUGGGUGUGGAAACUUGUUAAAAUUUACGCCUUGUGGCUGUUGCUUGAAGUCUGGACUGUCACAGGAUACUGUGUUCUUCAUUCUGACUUUCAAAUUCACAGCAUUGCUGAAUACAAAAUAUGUGAAAUGUUUAGUUUACAUGAAAAAGGUAGACAUUGUCUUUGGCUGUUACUGUUCCAUUAAGGAAAAAAGUUGCUAUUGGUAUGUGAUAAAAAAGAUCAGUCAAACCAAAAUAAAAUACAUUCAGCACUGCUUUUAGUAAUUUGUAGAGUAAGUUAACAGCUUGAUUUGUUGAAAUGUAAUAUUUAGGUUUGCCAAAACCAGUUGUGCUUCACAUCCUUAAAGAGCAAAUUGCUUAUCUUCAGGUGUCCAUCUUUUAAUUAAUUUUAACUAUUUUAUGUCUGCAUCCAUAGGUACAUUUGAGUAACUUUGUUUAUUAUGAUAUUUAAAAUGCAGUGUUACUCAGGGAUGGUAAUUAUCACUGUAUUUUAUUUGUCAACUAUAUAAAUGCUCUAGGUGUUUUAAGUUGCCUUGUAAUCUUGAAUUAAAAUUACUAUUUGCUACAUGGUUUUUCAAAUUUAUUCUUCUGGACAUCUUAAUAAACUUUGUACGAAAGUGAUCA